ACGUACAGAGUUAACACUCUGCCUUGCUAUGAUUGGAUUAGAGAGGGGUUUAGAGAGUCAUAGGGGAGAAGCAAGCAAGCAGGAGAAACGGCGUUGGUGAUGUUGACAGCUGCCAUCAACCGUAGAGAUAUUAAAACUGGAUAAAGGAGGCGACGGUUUACUGAGGCAGACAUUUUUUCUUAGCAUUUCAGACGAAAUCGGGACUGAAGCGCUCUAUUCCGGUUGGGUGGGGUGAUGUUUAAGUUCCGGUAUAAACUGAGUGAAAUGGGCACCAAACGGAACGUGGACCCGGCUGCCGACGCAGAUACUAUAUCUGGGGAUAUGAGAAGUUUAAUCGCACACAGGGCGGCGGUAUAGACCAGUUGGGGAGGUCGCAGGCGGUGGAGAAGCGUGUAUAUGCGGCGCCCCUCUGCCCCCUGUCCGUCAGAACGAUGAGGAAGCUAUUUGCAUUCUGUUGUUUCUUUCUUAUUACUGGAGGAGCAGACCGGUCGACGGCGGGCAGGUCCCUAACGAACAGCAUCAACAACAAUACAAACGUGACGGCCGACAGCAGCAGAAGGUAUAUAGAAAUCGGGGACGGAUCUUCGCAGGAAUUUGAGUUUCCCGAAAACACUAAGGGCGUGAUUGUAAUCUCAAGUCAAUACCGGAGCUCCGCCGCGAGCAGGAAGGGUCGCGAGAGCUGGAAGCAGACGGUGAAAGUCCGGUCGCUAGACCCCGAGGUUCUCUCCAUCCUGAAUGUUACCGACAGUGGACACGCUGGUCCAGUAAAGAGUUACAUUAUUAGUAUACGGUCCGGUUUACCAGGUCGAGCUCAGCUGCUUAUCCAGCUUCUGGACUUUGACCAGGACUCAGCGCCGGUUCUGAUCGAGGAAAGGACAGAUUACUCUAUCAGGGUAGCGCCCGGCAACGAUGAUCCGGCCGCUCGGCUCCUGCAGUCGGGCGGUCUGUCCCACUUCUCGGAGAACCCUGUGUUGUUCGCUUUGCUGCCCUUGAUCUUCAUCAACAAGUGUGCCUUCGGGUGCAAGGUGGAGGUGGAGGUUCUCCGGGGCCUCCUGAAGAGGCCCGUGCCUCUGCUCCUGGGUGUGGCCGGCCAGUUCCUGGUCAUGCCGCUGUACGCGUACAGUCUGUCCCGUCUCACCUACCUGCCCAAGGCCCUCUCGCUGGGCCUGGUCAUCACCUGCUCUGCCCCCGGCGGUGGCGGAGGCUACCUCUACAGCCUGCUACUGGGGGGCGACGUGACUCUCGCCAUCUCCAUGACGCUGGUCUCCACGGUAGUGGCGGCGGCAGCCAUGCCACUGUCGUCCGCCCUGUACGGCCACCUGCUGGGUGUCCAUGCCGCGCUCCACGUGCCCUUCGUCAAGAUCCUGGGCACCCUUCUCUUCAUCGCCAUCCCCAUCUCCCUGGGCAUGCUGGUGAAGCUGCGCCUGCCCGGCCUCACCCGCGUCCUGCUCGCCCUCAUACGCCCCUUCAGCUUUGUGCUCAUCGUGGGCGGGAUCUUCAUGGCGUACCAGAUGGGAGCGUCCAUCCUGGCCAACGUCAAGCCCCAGAUUGUGGCGGCCGGGGUGACGGUGCCCAUGUUUGGGCUGGCGCUGGGUCUGUUGAUGGCGAAAGCGGCAGGGUUGGCGGUGCCACAGAGGAAGACGGUCAGCAUCGAGAUCGGGGUUCAGAACAGCCUCCUGGCGCUAGCCGUCAUGCAGCUGUCGUUCCGGCGCGCCGAGGCGGACUUUGCUUCACAGGCACCGUUUAUAGUGGCACUCAGCAGCACCACAGAGAUGCUCCUGAUUGUCCUUGGACACUUUGCACACCGCAGGUUCUGCAGGGUAGAAGGCCCGAGGACUGAUACCAGACCAGACCUGGGCCAAUAACCUAGACGAGUAGUGUCUGAGUUGUGUUUCAUUCACGUAAAAGUCUGUGCCUGUUCCAUGGAUUUGGGUUGGUACAGUUAAUGACCCCAACCAUAGUCCUUGCAACAGUAUUUGUAAACUUGACCGAGGUCUGUACUUGAUUGUAGUCCCUUGAUAGUUGUUGUUCUGACUGACUCUGUGUGCCCUGAGGAGGCGAGACCGGCCUCACUGAAGGGGCUGCCAAUCACACCAGAACCAGUCGAGGGACAAGACAAAUCACAGCGACACUGUACAGGACAGUGAAUGGACAUUCUUGUUUUUUUUUCUUUUAUUCUUUCUUGAAACCAAAGGCCUUUUUAUCUUCCCCCCUCCCCCGCCCCCAUUUCUUUACAUUCUUUUUCAAUCAGAUUGUACUGAGGUACUUACUGUAAAUAAGAAUAUUAAGAAGAGAAAUACCUAUAAAGAAAAUAUAUUUUUCUACCAGAUUUUUUUUCUAAUUGAAAUGAUUGAUUUGUAUCAUGUUUACAAGAGGUAUAUGUGUAGGAAUGGGAAUGGUAUGAAAAAACAAAACAAAAAAAAGAAUAUUUGUUGGAUGGGAAUUUAUAGUAUCUGGAAAGUAUUGCUACUGAUUGUGUUUCCUGGAUUCAAAAGUGGUUGUCUAAGAAUCCACGUACUUGAAUAAAAAGAUACAUGAAAAAGAAAUAAAGCAUUUAUAAAAGCAUAA
Hypomesus transpacificus is the source of this 2568-nucleotide messenger RNA. RefSeq names its product solute carrier family 10 member 3 (gene slc10a3). Gene Ontology annotation, molecular function: bile acid:sodium symporter activity. Gene Ontology annotation, cellular component: membrane. The transcript has 2 exons. Gene Ontology annotation, biological process: bile acid and bile salt transport. Lineage: Eukaryota; Metazoa; Chordata; Actinopteri; Osmeriformes; Osmeridae. The record is from RefSeq and is a predicted model, not a curated record. Bases 432 to 1865 code for a protein of 477 amino acids.